This is a messenger RNA of Belonocnema kinseyi, 801 nucleotides long. RefSeq lists its product as uncharacterized. The record is from RefSeq and is a predicted model, not a curated record. The transcript has 2 exons. NCBI's taxonomy places the organism in Eukaryota, Metazoa, Arthropoda, Insecta, Hymenoptera, Cynipidae. Bases 1 to 675 code for a protein of 224 amino acids.
AUGUGCUACCGAUGCGUGAGAGAAACGGCGCGGCGUGUCAUUGCCAUAGCAACGGGUUCUCGCUUCGUGUUCCUCUCAAGCAUCCCAGCGCAAGCGCAGUACUUCGAUAUGCCAAAGUUGAGACCACUGAGCACAGCCGAGUUCGCGCAAUUCCGCGUUUACAAAGCCCUGAAUGUUUACGUUCGGAUUUCUUGGAGCGCCAGAAAAGAAAUCACCGAGUUACCUCCAUGGUCGUUCCAUUGGAUCACGUCCGGGACCGGGAUAAUAUCAAAGUUACAGGGGGUAGAUUAUCGCUAUAAGGAAGGUGAUCAAUGGACUGGAUUAGGAUAUUGUGAAAGGAUUAUUUAUGAUGACGGCUAUUACCAAAUGUCAGCAGAUGGACGACGAAUGAUUAAACUUUCAAGAACAGAACCAACGAAGUUAUUAGUAUCAAUUCCCGAUUUGUGGAUUCUUGGGAUAUUAGUUAAUAACAAUAAGUAUUCUGGACUAUGGGCUAAAAAAAAUGCAGAGUACAAACGAAUUGCAAAAUACUUAAAUGAACAUAUAGCUCAACUGAUGCAUGAUAGUGAAGCGGGUCAUCUUACUGAAGGGAAACAAUUCUAUUCAAAACGCAGGCCAACGCAAAUAACCCCUGGGUAUGUUCAAGAAUCGAGUCGACCUCGGCGAGGACAUUAAUUUCCAACUUCAGACAAAACAACAGUAAAACUCUGAUACUGUGCCGGCUUUCGGGCUGUCGAUGGUAGGGAACAAACCCGAUUGAGUUUCGCUCCGCGUUUGUUUGGACGCGCUUCAACCUGUACA